AUGGCGGCGACGGUGCCGCCCGCGAACGAGGAUCCCGGUCAACUCGACCCACCACCUGCUGACCAGGCUGACAGCGACCUGGACGCGGAAGGGGAAGAGGAGACGGACCUGUAUCAGAUGGAUCAACAACUUCAAAAUGCUGUACACCGAGCGUAUUCAAGCGACGACGGGGAAGAAAAUAACGAAAGCGAGGCGGAUGAGGCUAAGUCUCUGAGCGCAAGGCGCGCACAAAACAGUGGCGAUAAUGAUGAAACGGAACCUGUGGGCGCAGUGAAACUUCCCGACGACGACUCAUCCUCUGUUGAUGAGGAUGCGGAGUCAGCGACAGCAGGGACGGCUGACGGGGAUGGCGAUCCCGCUUUCGAGGAGGAAAAUGAACGAGAUGUUUCGGAAUCAAGCGAAUCAGAAUCAGAGGCUGAAGAAUGGGAGGCUGAGAGUAACGGCCAUGAGGAUGGGGAUGCGGAAAUCCGCAGCCGUACAAACUGCAUAUUUUGUAACCAAGAUGAAGAGCAUGACCCUGGUGAGGAUUUUGAAGAAUGGCUCACAUGCGCUGUUUGUGGUGAUCAUUCUCAUCGGCAAUGUGCUAGAGAACAAGAGGCACAUGAAGAAACCGAAGAUCGCUGGAAAUGCCCCGUCUGUGUCCAAAACAAACUUGAACCUGAUCCCGCGGAAAGUCCAACAUCGAUUCAGCAGAAAUCCGGUGGAGCGCACCUGCCUAAAGAGCUUUUACCGGCUCAUGUUGGCAAGCAAGGCUCUGACUUUCAUUCCAUCUUCAACACAGACAUCAAUGACGAAGUCUUGAAUAGCUCACGUUCACUAAGAAAACGAAGAGCUUCAGAGGUGGAAGAGCAUACCCCUGCUCUUCGAAAACGACGACGCCAAACGGAUCACUCAGAUUCAAAUGACCCUCCUAUGCAUACUGACACGCUCGGCGACGAAUCAGCCCAAUCCCGGCCUCUGCGCGCAAGAAGGACCCGUGGAGUUGACCGCGAUCAUGCACGCAUAGUAAACAAACAAUUCGGGAAACUCGUCAUGGGUUUCCGUCUCGAUGAAGGACGCGUGGGCCGCAUAUUAAACAGUCAAAGCCGACCGCAGCGAAAGAAGAAGAAGGCACUCAAACCCCAGCCGGCGCAUCAAGAACCUCAAGCACACUUUGCUCCUAUUCCACCCGCUCCUUACAACCACUUCACUCCAUUUCAUGAUCGCGAAGGUGAUGACCCCAAAGCCAAGCCGUAUGGCGGCAUACUUUCCGAAGGAGAGCAAGAUACCUCCAAGACACUCCCGACACAAGGCGAUCGUGAUAAAUUUGAGUUCGCUCGCCAAAAAGCUGAAGAUGAAUGGCAACGAAGGGUCCGAGAGGCAGAACUCAACGGGGAGGUAACAAUAACAGCGUCUCAGAAAGUUUCGGGUCCACCUUCAAAGAUCAAGUAUAUUAACUUUGGAGGUUACGAGAUUGAGACCUGGUAUGCUGCUCCUUAUCCGGAGGAGUACAGCCGAAAUCGUGUGCUCUACAUUUGCGAGUUCUGUUUGAAGUACAUGAACUCAGACUACGUCGCUUGGCGACACAAACUCAAAUGCCCCGCAAAACAUCCCCCUGGCGAUGAAAUCUAUCGCGAUGGCUCCAUCUCAAUCUUUGAAGUGGAUGGCCGCAAGAACCCUGUCUACUGCCAGAACUUGUGUCUUCUUGCCAAGCUUUUUCUUGGAUCCAAAACCCUCUAUUACGAUGUCGAACCUUUCUUAUUUUAUGUCAUGAGCGAGUACGAUGAUCUGGGAUGUCAUUUUGUGGGCUAUUUCAGCAAGGAAAAGAGGCCGAGCUCGGCAAACAACGUUUCGUGUAUUCUUACGCUCCCUAUUCAUCAACGGAAAGGCUACGGCAAUCUCCUUAUCGACUUCUCGUACCUUCUAACACGCAUCGAGGGCAAAAAUGGCUCACCAGAGAAACCCUUAUCUGAUAUGGGACUGGUGUCAUAUCGCAAUUACUGGCGCCUGAUCUUAUCUUAUCAACUUCGUGAUCUAAAGACACCCUUGAGCAUCGCCGACCUCUCCGACCGAACAGGAAUGACUGCAGAUGAUAUCGUGUCCGCGUUGGAGGGUCUUCGUGCUUUGGUACGGGAUCCCAUCACAAAAAUUUACGCCUUUCGUCUCGAUACCAAAUACUUUGAAGAAGUGAUUCAAAACUGGGAGAAGAAGGGCUAUGUUACACUCAACCCCGAUGCUCUACUCUGGACCCCAUACAUUAUGGGACGUAAUAACCAAUCACAUUUCGAUCGAGCACCACUACAUGCCGUGGCGCCUCGAGACGAUCCCAAUGAAGAUGAUGAAGAUGUGGACAUGAAGGAGGUCGACGAUGACAUCGAGGUUCCCUCUAUGAAUGAUCAUGCUGAUGGUCUAGGCGAACCCGCUGGGCCACCAUCGACCCAUGCUCUUCUUCAGCCCAAUGGGGUUCACUCACCAGAUACUUCGGCCACCCCAGUUUCUAAUCCUGCAGCUGGGAUCCCACCUUCUCGAUUUGAGCUUUGGCCUCCAGUUCGUGUUCCAGUGAGCCAUAAAAAGAAGCUUGGUCGCCCCAUGACCAAGUCUCGAGCAUCAAUGACGCCAAACACUAUCAGAACUAGCGGACGCAAUACUCCACGCAGAGGGUCUGGUCUUCCAACCGUUACUCCUUCUGCUAGCACGCGUCGUGGACGAAGCGCAAAGCUAAAUGGGUCACCAGCUGCAGAGGAAAGUACACCUCUACCAAAUGGCAUUGAAGCUGAUGACGAAGCGGUGGCUGAAGAGGAGGAUGAGGAGGAGGGGGAAGAGGAAGAAGUACUGAUUGAUGAAGAAACAAUGGUUGAAGAAAAAUCGGUUAUUGUCGAAAAAGAGGUCGAUGAAAGUCAGGCGUUCUCUGGUGCUGAUGCCGAAACAGACGCUGGCCUUGCUGAUACCACACCAGACGAGGAUGAUGGGGUCUCCAAAGAAGUCAAUGGCGAGGAAACUGUUGAAGAGGUCAUCCAAACGAAUGGUGUUGGCCAUGAUGAAUCCCCUGCCGCUGAAGCCGAGCCUAGUGCCGAAAGUGAAGCCCCGAAGACACCCCAGUCAAAAUCCAAGUCCAGAUACAAAUCCAAGUCCAAGUCUAAAUCACGAUCACCGGGAACAGCAAACUCCCACCGGUCGACAAGGAGACAAUCUGACAAUGCUCCUAAAACCCCGACCCCAGUCAGUCGCAAAGCCUUGGUCGAAAAAGUCCAGGUUGUCAUUCCUGCGGAGCCUAACUCGGCACGGAGUCGCACCAAGAAGGAGACACCCGUCAUGAAUGGUCUCAGCGAUGCUGAUGCUGAUGGCGAAGACGACCCUGACGCCGAUGGAGAGUACGAGGUAGAUGGAGACGUCGUGAUGGAGACAUGA
Molecule: messenger RNA, 3387 nt
Organism: Penicillium angulare
Lineage: Eukaryota; Fungi; Ascomycota; Eurotiomycetes; Eurotiales; Aspergillaceae
Exons: 4
Coding region: 1-3387 (1128 amino acids)
Biological process (GO): regulation of DNA-templated transcription
Molecular function (GO): histone acetyltransferase activity
Source: RefSeq, a predicted model, not a curated record